Cottoperca gobio is the source of this 2671-nucleotide messenger RNA. RefSeq names its product CCAAT/enhancer-binding protein gamma-like. NCBI's taxonomy places the organism in Eukaryota, Metazoa, Chordata, Actinopteri, Perciformes, Bovichtidae. The transcript is spliced from 3 exons. The record is from RefSeq and is a predicted model, not a curated record. The coding region runs from base 543 to 851 and encodes 102 amino acids. Gene Ontology annotation, biological process: regulation of transcription by RNA polymerase II; DNA-templated transcription. Gene Ontology annotation, molecular function: RNA polymerase II cis-regulatory region sequence-specific DNA binding; DNA-binding transcription factor activity, RNA polymerase II-specific.
AAAAGAGAUUUCGCAAUCCUCUCCUCUCCAUGUUCCAAACAAAAACACUCAGCUCACACAGACGGAAUUAAACUCACUUUCUACGUUAACUUUUUAUACUUUGACGGAUGGUCGACUCCACCACCGCCCCGUGAAGGUUUCUUGUCUAUGCACCAAUACACUAGAGCAAAUUCCUUGUAUGUGAAAACCUACUUGGCGUUGAACCAGAUUCUGAUCUGAGGUGGUGGGUGUUGGUGAGCAGCAGCGCGGGAGAUGAAACCUCCUGAUUGAUGGAUUGAGGCUCCAUCGAGACGAAGAAUCCACGGUUUCAUCUGUACACCUGAGGAGACUCGGACAUCAGCACCUGAAGGCAACACAUCUAAGUGAGCCAGCUGUCACAGGCGAAACUAACCACAACCGACCCCAACGGCGUGAGCGUCAUCCAGAGUCAGGCCCACGCUGCCGCUCCCUCCUCGGUUGUAGCCGCCGGACUGCAGCAGGUCCGCCACUUCGUCCCCGCAGACCCUUCAGCCGGAGGCGGUAAGGCCUGCCCCCCCAGCAAGAUGAAGAAACCCUCAGGUGAAAAGGACAGCGACGAGUACCGCCAGCGUCGCGAGCGCAACAACCUGGCGGUGAAGAAGAGCCGCAUGCGCAGCAAGCAGAAGGCGGUGGACACGCAGCAGCGCGUCAACGAGCUGAAGGAGGAGAACGAGCGGCUGGAGGCCAAAAUCAAACUACUGAGCAAAGAACUUAGCGUGCUCAAAGACCUCUUCCUGGAGCACGCUCACAACCUGGCCGACAACGUGCAGCCGCCCGCCGGCACAGAGGGCUCCAGCCCCGCCCCCAACAACACCUCCACCAAUGGGCAGUGAGGGGGCGGAGCCACAUGGACGUUUGAUUACGGGAGCCCGCCGCAGCUUUUCUGGAAACUUCUGUCACUUUGGAAACGUGGCCUCGCAUCUUCUUCUUCGUGCUUUUCUUGGGUUUAUUUUCUCAUAAUUAAUCGCGUCUCUCCUGCGCCCCCCCCCCCCCCCCCCCCAAACAGGAGCAGCUUUGGUAAAAUCAUAGAAUUCUAUUAAUGUACUUCAUUGAAACAUUAACAUUUGACAGAAAUGAGGCUUUUAAAGUGAACAUCGUCAGUUUGUAUCAAUCGGUGGGAAAAAACUUUUUUUAAAUUCAGUCUCGUCCAGAUUGUGUCACGGAGACGUUCCUGGACUUUGACAGCCGGGAGGAUUUAACGUGACGUUGAUCGGAGGAACGUGAGGAGACCGAGCGGAGGAACCGGACCUGCAGACAUUAGUUGGAUCCUUAAAUCCAGUUGGAGUCCGGCCGGCUGGAUGUUCGGUCGCCGGGUGUAAAGUCUUGAAUUCCCUUUUUUAGGAUGUGUAUUUUCUUCUGUUGUUCUACAAAGAGUAGUUGACAACCUGAUGAGAGUUUUAAAGUUGUAUGUUCACUACAUGUCGAUGUUUCAAGGACAGUUCUGCUCUUUUCAGUUUCAGCCUUGACAUUAUUUUAAGUCUGUAUUUAUAAUAAAAACACCUUUUUCAUGUCUCGCUCUGCAGAGUGUGAAGCUCUCAGGAAGAGCCGCUGUACUGUGAGGAAACAGCAGGUUGUCCUUCAGCAGGUGGUCUUGUUCACAGGAUGAGGUUAAUGUCAGCCCCCCCCCCAGGAAGUACAAGCGCUUUGUUUAAUCUGUGAUGAGAGAAACAUGAGAGAGAGAAGACAACGUUUAAAAAGUCGACAAUCAGGUUCUCUAAAAAGUUCAGACGCAACAAAAUCAUUUGUUUCAAUUCGCAGAAAAAUUAUUCAUUAAUAACUUCGUCAACAUUUUAUUCUAACCUUUAAGCAGAGCUGCAACCGAUAAUCAAAGUGUGUGUGUGUGUGUGUGUGUGUGUGUGUGUGUGUGUGUGUGUGUGUGUGUGUGUGUGUGUGUGUGUGUGUGUGUGUGUGUGUGUGUGUGUGUGUGUGAGAGAGAGAGACUUCAGGCCGCAGCUUGAAUUAAAUCCAGUUGGAAAGCGGGUCUGGACAGGCUCUACACCGCACGGUGAGGAGGGGGGGGCUUCACCUCCCUGCAGGAAUGUUGUUGUGCUCCUGAGCCGCCCCGCACAACGUCCCCACGUGAUCGCAGUCGUCAGCUCUAAACAUUGACAUUUGGAGUUGUCUUGAACCUUCAUCCCGGGUUAUGUUCUCAGUGAGACGUGCUGCUGUUCUGUGUGAGUCGUAUUACAUGAAUAUCUUUGGACUUAAAGAAACUAAAGACAUUUUUCACUUUUUCAGAAUUCUUAUUGACCAAACGAUUGAGAAACGUGACGGUUGGUAGUUUUGAAUUAUUUACAUUUUGUUUUGGACAAAUUGGAUUCAUUAAGUUAUUGACUAAAGUCUAAUGUAGAUUCAUCCGGCGAAUAUUAAUGUUAAGAGUGCAGAAGAAUAAAUCUCAGAUAAAUGUUCAAUCAGCUGAUGUGGGACGCUCCCUCGCUGGAUGAGCCCCGCCUUCAUCUUUUUCACUUUUCUAUGGUCGGUUUGUACACUUGUUCCAGGAGCAGCAUGUUUGCAGAGACGUGUUUGCAUGAGGUGUGUCUGCUGUUUGUUCUGAAUGUUGCUGGGCAGCAUUUCUCUGUCGUCGCUCAGCUUUUAUAUCUGAGGAAUCUGGGCUAACGUGCAUUGUAAAUUAAAAUUGAGUAUAAAAGUUGAA